Peronospora matthiolae is the source of this 228-nucleotide messenger RNA. The record is from the annotation of a GenBank genome assembly. NCBI's taxonomy places the organism in Eukaryota, Oomycota, Peronosporomycetes, Peronosporales, Peronosporaceae.
AUGUCCGCGAUCUUUGGACCGAGCGACUCGUCUGACGAAUCCUCGUCUCACGCAAGUCCAUCUGACACUAGGACGCGUGGUGAUAGUGGUAGUGCACCUAUGCAUCGCCACGAAAGAAGCAACUUGAAAAAUCGAGUUGCCACUGGUGUCAGUGCUCGUGGUGCCACCACUCAAGAGGCCGGGGACCGCAACGUCCUGCGCCUUUUACCUCAAGUGGAGUCUCCUUAG